Molecule: messenger RNA, 2070 nt
Organism: Aspergillus sclerotioniger CBS 115572
Lineage: Eukaryota; Fungi; Ascomycota; Eurotiomycetes; Eurotiales; Aspergillaceae
Product: ferric reductase family protein
Exons: 8
Coding region: 115-1929 (604 amino acids)
Biological process (GO): iron ion transport; intracellular iron ion homeostasis; copper ion import
Cellular component (GO): plasma membrane
Molecular function (GO): ferric-chelate reductase activity
Source: RefSeq, a predicted model, not a curated record
CAUAGAAUAAUCAACAACCCGGCUUCUAGAACCACGUUGUGGAUGUAGUAGUCAUACCGAGCAUUGUUGUACAGAACCCAGUCUACUGGCGUCUUUGCACAAUAGUCUUUCAACAUGGGGCUUCCAUGGCUGGACCAACCGGUUAUGCUACAUUCCUCUCGAGCAGAUGAUUGCACCUUGACACCAGAACAGUGUGCCUAUCGCCACGGGCAUUGGAGAUACUGGUACCAAUCUGACCAUGUCUACGCUUUGAAUACUAUAUACUUCUUAUGUGCAACUGUCGGGGUUUUCACUAUACUGCACCUGAUUUCCAAGCACAGCCCCAUCUCAUUCAAGAGGUCUGCUGUCUGGCGAAAAUCAACAGCAGCAGGGAGAUAUCUGGUCUACAAAUGCUUCCAACUACCCGUGUUGCGUUCCUGCACCUAUUCGCUGGGAGUCCUUCUCCUGGUGCUGAUAGGAGCAGUAUUCUUCUUCGCCAUGACCCUGGGGCCCCGGCCUUACUACUGGCCCAAUACGGCAACAGUCUCUUAUGGAGGUAGUCCGCCGAUUGCGACGAGAAGCGGAUGGAUGGCGUUGGCUUUGCUCCCAUUUGUCUUGGCACUGAGUGCGAAAACCAAUCUUAUCUCAGCAUUGACCGGAGUGCCUCAUGAGAAGCUUCAAGUCUUUCACCACUGGACCAGCUACGCUAUGUUUGUCCUGGCGCUCAUACAUACGUUUCCUUUCAUAGUAUAUCACAUUGAUAAAGGUGAUAUGGUCGAGCAGUGGAAAACCGAAGUGACAUACUGGACCGGAGUUGCUGCUUUGAUUCCGCAGGCAUACUUGACACUCAUGUCAUUGCCAGCUAUCAGGAACCGUUUCUACGAAUUUUUCAAAGCCACCCACUUUCUCGCCGCUUUGCUUUUCAUCAUAUUCUUCUUCUUCCACUGUGACUUCCGUCUGACUUCAUGGGACUACUUCAUCGCCACCGGAGCCAUCUACCUCCUCAGUCUCUGUAUAUCCAACGUUCGCACCUACUUCAUGCACGGCCGCCACACAGCCAUAAUCGAGUAUCUCCCCUGCGGUCUCGUCCGGAUCAGGAUCCCCACCAUCAUGACAUGGCGCCCAGGCCAACACGUCUUCGUCCGGUUCCUCAGCCUUCAGCAAGGCAUCCACUGCUUCAGUACCCACCCAUUCACCAUCUGCUCUCUCUACCACGGCCCCAAACAAACCGGCAAAGCGCCAGAAAUCACCUUCUACAUCAAGCCACGCCGAGGACUAACAGCCAGUCUGGGCAACACCGCCCUCGAGAAACCUAACUCAUCCGAAACCGUGUUCCUCGAAGGUCCAUACGGCGGUAUAUCCAAAUCCACCGAUAUCUCACGAUUCGAUACUCUCAUCCUCAUCACCGGUGGCACAGGCGGCGGCUUCUCCCUCCCAAUCCUCGAAGAAGCACUCAGAGCAUACCGCCAACAGCCUACCAAACCCACCCCAACGAUCCAACUCUAUUUCGCAACCCGAACCCAUACCCUAGCAGACUGGUACCGCGAAGCAAUCAACUCCAAACUUGCAGCCUACAGCAUCCCCGACGACAAAAUCUCCCUAUCCAUCUACAUCACCUCGACAACUCAACUUUCCACCCCAGCGUCCGGCUCCCCUCUCCUACUUUCCUCAGGCGAAAAGGGGAGAUCUCCAGACUCCAUCCACGGCGUCCCAUCCCAGACAGACAUAAACCCAGACACGGUCCAGGUAGGGAGCCGACCCGACAUCUCAGGCAUCAUCACCGCCAGCACAACAUCACCCACGGCGCGCCACAUCGCCAUCUUCACAUGUGGACCGGCGUCCAUGAUCCACGAUGUCCAGAACGCGGCCGCGGAGGCGCAAAGCCAGGUGAUCCGCAAAGGCUCCUCCGUGGAGGAGGUAUAUCUGCAUACGGAACCGUUUUCGUGGUAAAUAUUACAAUUUAUAACAUCUGGAUAUCCUCGGCAUUUGGUUAGUAUACACAGACGUCUUGUUUGCCUUACCCUGGCCUGCCUGUAAUUAAAAAGCGCGACAGUACAUAAAUACUCUCCUUUCGUCUUGAUACUUCUUCCC